ACUUUCAACUCCAGUUGUAACAUUUCCUGAAUGAUAAGUGUGAAGUGCGCAGCCUUGUUGACGGCUCAGAGAGGCCCAUGGCCCCGGCCCUGACCAAAAUCCUGAAAAAUGGCCACGGGAUCCACUUGACCUCCCCUCCUGCCCCUGACGCGGUGAACUCCGACCCCAGAGACACGACGUGCGCCGUGGAGCUGGAGCCUGGCGUGCGAUCUGCAGAUGACGGCGACCUCCAGAAAAUGAUGAACCUUUGCUUGUUUCACUCUCUGGACUCCUGCCUUCCCCUGAGYCUCCUGGAUCCCCCUGCAAACCUCGGACUGCUAACAUCUACCCGCUCCGACGAGACGGCGCCCCUCGCCAGCCCGGGUUCCCUCGUCAGCUUCCUUUCCUUCAACAAAUGCCAGACAGAGUCCCAGCAAGGGGUUGCUGAUUUCCCAGGUGUGCCGGACGUGUUUUUAAUCCCUGUCCCCGAGCACAAUAGCCAAGAGGCUUGUCUGCUGCACGGACAGAGUGCUGUUCCUGAAUGGAGACCAGAUGGUGGUGACGUGCAUCCCUCCCAUUCUCGGGUGCUUCCGUCUCCGAGUCGCACUCGAAUAUACGCAGCCCAGCCUGCACUGAUGUGUGAGGGAUUAGCAGGGCCGGCCUGUCGUCCUCCUCCAGUUUCUGUGCAGCCUGACACGUUAAACCUCGACCAGGUGGGGUUUAAAGCUGGGCUAGAAGAGCAGCUCUCCAAGCAUCAGGGUCUACAAGACAAAGCUUGGAGGCUGCAGAAGAGACUGCGAGCCCUACUGGGAGAUCACGCCUCGCUCCACUGCAGCCAGCAGCUCGAGGGGCUGCAGAAGCGUCGUGAACUCGGAGAUGCGUCCCUCGACAGUCUAGGCUGUGCGCAACGCGCUUUAGUGGAUCCGCAGGCCUACAGUGAUGCCGUGUUUUCUGAGUCCACCGCUUGGCCUUCCCUCACAGAGGUCACAGAGUUCUGUGACUCCAGCCAGGUGGUGCUGAGAGGCCUGCUGGAGGCCCUGGACUCGGAGGCCACGGGCAGCAGCAGCUCAGACGACGAGCCAGAGGAGGACGCGGAUCGUGGCAAGAGAUCAUUUGUCAGCAGCAGCAGUGAGAGGCAGUGGCUUGAAGACAGAGUGGAGCUGAGCAGCCGAUGGAGCUGGCUGCAGCUGCGUCUGUCAGAGCUAGACGGGCGAAUACAGCAGCUGACAGAACUCCACUGGAACAUCUGCGCCACAAAGGGUAGGGUGGUGCUUGCAGACCCCCGCCCGCUGACUGGCAGGCAGAAUCAGCAGACCCCGAAGAGAGAAAAGGUGGAUUUAUCAUGCACAGCAUCUGAGGCUGACACUGAGCCCUGCAGCCCCACACGUCUUCUGCACAAUAUAGAGAGACAGAGCGCCCAGCUGAGCCAGAUUGUAAACAGUCUCAGCUUUUCGCCACUCUCUAAACAAGACACGGCGUGGUGGGGGAGGAAAACCUUCACCAGCGGUUUGGGAGGAGGUGAUGGUUUUCUGCCUGGGAGCUCCAGGAGGAGGGGAAUGGGGACCGGAAAGCUCUUCAAAGCUGAUUUAUCAUGUGUGUGUGCCCGCACUCGACCCCUGGUUUCCUACCACAAGCGCAGAUUGUUUAAGUUCAAGUCCUCCAAUCCUGCUAGUUUAUCGAAAUCAAGAAAGUCAACUUCGACAGCGUCCUCAUCUUUCUCAUCAUCAUCGUGUGGCUUUUGUAAUCCUGAAACCUUGUGUUCUAAUCCUGACUGCAGCUCCACCUCCAGAACUCCUACUUUGGUGCCUUUUAGCUCCGACUUUCCCACGUGCCAUCAUUUACAGAGACCCAUGGCUCGAGAAGUAUGGCUUCAAAAGCCUUUAGUUCUCAGCUCUGAGCUGGCCAGUCCUGCAAACUACAGGAGAAACAGCUCCACACCACGACACAACCGUUACAAACACAAGCAGCAUGCACGUUACCAUAAAAUAAGAGUUAUGAGUCUGUCACCAAUCAGAUCAUCAGGAUCUGCCUGGACUCCCCGCAACCGAUCCAWUCAGAGGAGAAGGAAGAGAGGACGGAUCCACAGGCUGACUGAUGAUGAUCAGGAGGUACCGUACCAGCUGUGUGAUGCUGGAGAAAGUUCAGAUGACYUGUUCGAGGAGACCUACACGCAGAUCACACACAACCAGGCCUCUCGGGGCUUUGUCCACAAACGUCAGGGAGACAGCGUGUACAAUAUCAACAACAUUGUCAUCCCUGCGUCGCUUUGUAAAGCUGAAAAACUGCAAUACAAAGACAUCCUGACGCCCAGUUGGCGGGUAGUUGACACGCAGCUGACAGAGAUGGAAGCAGGGAAUGUGAAGGAUAGCGAUGCAUGCCAGAUUGAGGAUCUCAGUGAUGACAUCUUUGCUCAGAGGCACCUGGCUUUGGAGCAGAAAGAGAAGUUGCGCUGGUCAUCCUGGGAGAGGAGAAAACACCGCAGGCGUCCUUCGAGAUCUGUCAGCAGGCCACCGGGCAGUGGGGGCAGGAUGUACACAUCAGGAGAGGAGAGCUCUGUGGACUGGAAUUGUGCUCAGCAGGAUUCUGACGAGCAGCCAGGGUCAGAGGAGUGGCUGCCUCAAGCACCUUGGGAGCACCGACUUUUUCCUUUGGAUGAUGCUGAAGAAGCCUCUUUGCUUUCUGAAGCAGCAGUCCCAUCUGGGUGGAGAGAGUCCAGCUCUCUUUCCCCCUCAUCAGAUCCCUCCACCUCACAUCUUUCCCCAGCUCAGUCCGUCUGUGCUGCACUGCCCUCUCAUGGACAAAGAAAGAACUGCACUUCAAGUGACAGCUUAUGUAGCAGCGUUGAUCUCCUCACAUUAGGAUCCAUGAGCCAAACUGGUCCCCAGAAAAAAACAAAAACAAUAGAUUAACUGAUGAGAAAUGGAUAUGUCUGAUGUGAUUAACUGAAUACUUUGAUGAAAAAGGAAUAAUUUUGUAUUUUUGACAUUUGCCACAAUAGUUAUUUAUUUUUAUUUUUUAUUUUUGUCUUGUGGCUCCCUCCACAGCUUCAGGUUUAAUGUAAACGAGGUACUGUACGUAAAGUAAUUCUGACCAGCAGGUCUUCUGCAGUGUCAGGUUUGUGCACUCUUUGUAAAUCUCACAUGCUAUUUAUAACCACAAAUGUCUUAAAAUGUACAUCGGAACAUAUGUUAGUAGAAGCAUUUAUUUAUGUAACUUGUUUAAAUGUGUUGUUAAUUUCAUACAAGCRGUCAUUUUGUAUUUACUUUUAUGAAAAAAGUAAACAUAGUGGAUUUUA
This is a messenger RNA of Austrofundulus limnaeus, 3274 nucleotides long. It is a transcript of the gene kansl1l, whose product is annotated as KAT8 regulatory NSL complex subunit 1-like. The record is from RefSeq and is a predicted model, not a curated record. Lineage: Eukaryota; Metazoa; Chordata; Actinopteri; Cyprinodontiformes; Rivulidae. Gene Ontology annotation, molecular function: histone acetyltransferase binding. Gene Ontology annotation, cellular component: NSL complex.